Messenger RNA from Helicoverpa armigera (cotton bollworm), 791 nucleotides. Its product is annotated as pupal cuticle protein Edg-84A-like. Gene Ontology annotation, cellular component: extracellular matrix. The transcript has 6 exons. The annotation marks the transcript as partial. The record is from RefSeq and is a predicted model, not a curated record. Lineage: Eukaryota; Metazoa; Arthropoda; Insecta; Lepidoptera; Noctuidae.
GUUGACUUUCAGGUACUCUGUGUGCUGUCUAUUGCCGUCGCGGUGGUCUCCGCUCACGGCUACUCCUCCCAGUACGUGCACAAGUACGACGGUCACCACGAGCCAGUGCACCACGGACAUGAUCACCACGACUACUACACUCACCCCAAGUACGAGUUCGAGUACAAGGUGGAGGACUCUCACACGGGCGACCACAAGUCGCAGCACGAGCACCGCGACGGUGACGUCGUCAAGGGACACUACUCGCUGCAUCAGCCCGACGGCUCCGUCAGGGACGUCCACUACCACGGCGAUCAUCACACCGGCUUCCAUGCCGACGUGAAGUUCAGCACUCACCACGAGGUACUUUGUGUGCUGUCUAUCGCCGUCGCGGUGGUCUCCGCGCACGGCUACUCCUCCCAGUACGUGCACAAGUACGACGGUCACCACGAGCCAGUGCACCACGGACAUGAUCACCACGACUACUACACUCACCCCAAGUACGAGUUCGAGUACAAGGUGGAGGACUCUCACACGGGCGACCACAAGUCGCAGCACGAGCACCGCGACGGUGACGUCGUCAAGGGACACUACUCGCUGCAUCAGCCCGACGGCUCCGUCAGGCACGUCGACUACCACGGCGACCAUCACACCGGAUUCCACGCGGACGUGAAGUACAGCACACACCACAUCGUGCCUCAUCAUCAUUACUGAAGGAUCUUUCUCUAAUUCCGUAGACUGAAACUGAUACUUUGAUAACUGGUGAAAUAACUUCAUAGUACCUUUUAUAAUGUUUGAAAAAUAAAAAGUUA